Messenger RNA from Aspergillus wentii DTO 134E9, 993 nucleotides. RefSeq lists its product as uncharacterized. The coding region runs from base 1 to 993 and encodes 330 amino acids. Gene Ontology annotation, cellular component: mitochondrion. The transcript has a single exon. The record is from RefSeq and is a predicted model, not a curated record. Gene Ontology annotation, molecular function: nucleic acid binding. NCBI's taxonomy places the organism in Eukaryota, Fungi, Ascomycota, Eurotiomycetes, Eurotiales, Aspergillaceae.
AUGAAAGCGCAUCGAUUAAUUUGCAAAUAUUCCCCCCCAAAAGUUUUCUACCGCUACUUUUCCCAAUGUCCCAUCCACCUCAGUCUAAACCCCUUCACUCGACGACUCUUCAAGCUCCCAUCUCCGCCCUCACCACCAUCUACCAACCACAAUGACCUCCCCUCUUUCCUUUCCUACUCGGAGCGAAUCGCCCUGCCUCAAACAAGCACGACCUACGUAGGCACACACUACGAGUACACCGUCCAACAAACCCUACGCCAAUUUGCCUUCACCCUCGACCGCAUCGGGGGCCGCGACGACGCCGGCAUCGACCUCGUGGGCACCUGGCACCUACCGCAGCGCGAACAUCCCCUCCGCGUCUUCGUACAAUGCAAAUCCCUCAAGACAAAACUGGGUCCGAAUCUCGUCCGCGAGUUGGAGGGUACAUUUCGGCAGUCCCCGGUUGGGUGGCGCACGGGUGAGAAGGCGGGUGUAUUGGUUAGCACGCGCGAGGCGACCAAGGGUGUGCGCGAUGCGAUGGCUAGGAGUACGUACCCGCUUGUUUGGAUGAUGGUUGAGCGGGAUGGGACUGUUCAGCAAGCGCUUUGGAAUGCGAGAGUUGAGGAGUUGGGAUUAGGGGCGUUGGGGGUGGAGACACGGUACGGUGGUCAUGUCGAUGAUGAUGGUGAUGCUUCGGCAGGGAAGAGGAUUGCUCUCACCUGGGACGGUGAGGAUAUACCUCAUAUGGAUGAGGUUGAGAAGCAGAUGGCUCAGGCCGAGGCCAAGUGGAUGGCCUUGUGGGAUGAAGGAUUACCAAAUUCCGAGAGUGGCGAGCUUGAGUUGCUAGAGAUUGUAGAGACGCUGUUCCCUGAUGAAAAGCCUUUACUAGCUACGGGGCCGACAGGAGUAUGCAGCACUCUGUCUGACGUGGACAGGGCUAGGGUGCUGCAAGUCUUCCGCGACAGACUACAUGCACGUCAGCCUGAAGGGAGAUCGGAAUCAAAUGAAACAUGA